This is a messenger RNA of Lampris incognitus (smalleye Pacific opah), 2990 nucleotides long. RefSeq names its product zinc finger, DBF-type containing 2 (gene zdbf2). Gene Ontology annotation, molecular function: zinc ion binding; nucleic acid binding. The record is from RefSeq and is a predicted model, not a curated record. Lineage: Eukaryota; Metazoa; Chordata; Actinopteri; Lampriformes; Lampridae. The coding region runs from base 7 to 2859 and encodes 950 amino acids. The transcript is spliced from 10 exons.
CUCACCAUGCCUGCCCAAGACCAGGAGGCCUUCUCACAGAAGGAUGCCGAGAGGAAGACGGACACUACCAGCAGGGUGCGGGUGGAGGAACAGGCUGGUCCGUCCAGAGCCCAGCCUGUUAGACAGGGUUACUGUGGGUACUGCAAGUUGAUGUACAGCAGCCUGGAUCAGCAUAUCUCCAGUACCAGACACAGGGGGUCAGUCAGGGCUUCUGCCAGAUGUUUGAACACCUUGUCCUCUGUGAGCAGUAGCCAAACCAGCAGUCUGAUGGAGCGCUUCCUGCAGGACGUUCUCCAGCACCAUCCACACAGCUACAAUGACACCAGGCCAUCACAUGCAGACCUUCCUUCUCUCAGCUAUCCCCUGGUUCCAAGGGAGGAGCUAACAGAACUCUGUGAAUCCAAUGCUGACAGCCGGUCACUAGGCACCCGGGAAGACUUGCCCAGCUCUGAUGAGGCUUCCUGUCAGCUGCUGUCCAAACAGGAAGUAGAUGUUGCCAUGACAACAGAUGAGCCUAGCUGGUCAGGGAAUAGAUUAGGUGGCGAGGCUGACCAAGAAAGGCUUUCUUCUCCAGUCCCUGAGCAGGACACUGGAAGGACUCGUAUGGAGCGAGUGUGCAUCGCCUCAUCUGCAGCACAUGCACGCCCCCCAUCAUCCCACACACAUGUAUGCCCUCCAGACACACAUGUGAACAUGCCCCACACACACUCACAAAUUCAAGACACGCAAAGACACACCCCUCUAUCAGAUACACAUAAACACACCUCAUCACCAGAUAAACACACACACACACCAUUACCAGAUAUGAACAAACAAAUCCCACCUGCAGAUACAAACACACACACCCAGCUACCAGGUAGACACACACACACACCCCUCCUGGAUACACACACGCACACAGCCUCCCAAUCCCCAGCCCCCCCACCUUCUGUCCACAGGAAAGCUCAUAGGAAGACGAACAGGAGAAACUCCUCCUCCUCUUCCUCCACCUCCCAUCAGCCCAACCCACACCUCCAGCUCACCUCCACCCCCAAGCCAGGGACACAGGACAUGACAUGGGCCACAUGGGAGAGAGAGAGGCGUGACACCCGAAGGGAAGAGGCCUUCCAUAGUGAGAAGCCAGACCCCAUGGAAGAGACUAUAGAGGAGGUGAUCCAAGCACAUUGUUAUGGCCGCACAUGUGACCCCUGCCAACAGGGGGACACAGAGAGUUUCUACUUCAGUCUGCCAGACUCACUGGGCUCAGCGGAGAGCCAAGACUGGGUCGAUGCUGUGCAGGUGGCCUUGGAGCGGGGAGCAAUACACACAGAAUCACACCCCACACUCAUGGCAACCCCCCCACUCACACGUGGACUGGUGAAGCAGGUGGGCGAAGGUUGGGACGCCACCUGUCUGAUGGAGGCACAGGUGGACCUGGAAGACCAGGUGUACUCCCAUCAACUGGAUACGGCCCUCCACGUAGGCAGGAGAGAGGAGGAGGAGGGCUACAGAGCUCGUCCCAUAGAGGAGAUCCUCCCGUCCCCACUCCAUAUCCCACCAUCCUUCAGGGGGAAGACGUGGGCUCAGAUUGAGCGGGAGGACGAGGAGAAGGUGGAGAGUCUGGUCCAACAGUUCAGACAGGGAAGAUUUAUCUGCUAUUUUGACACCGAAUCUCUGGCCAGGUACGGUAGAAGGAGCCACAACAGAAAGGGACAUGACACAAAGGAGGAGGCGAGAUCCGAACCUGACGUCCUUCCCCUACUGGAACACGAUGAGGAGGUCACACCCCGUGUCAAAACCAAACCGGGGAAGAGGCGGGUCUUCAGGCUGGCCUCCAGGUGUCAGGUGGUUAAGGUCAGUCAUGGCACUCAGACCACUCCAUUGUUUGUCCCUGCUGUCCGUCAGCCAGCCCCAGAGCGGCCAGCCCUUCCUCUCAAUGGCCAUCCGGGCAAUCAGGAGCCUGGAGAGAGUAGUAAGGAGGCACUGACUCCUGAGAUGCGAAGCAAAGGGGGCUCCCUUCACCUCCCCACCUCUUACUCCCACAUUAUCACCCCGCUCCAGCCCCGCACCUCUGUGGUGUAUCUCCUCUGCUCACCUGACACCCCUGUAGCCUCAGACCACACCCCGCCCCCAGGCCCCACCCCCAAGCGCUGCAGGAAGAGGAGGAGGCCGCUGGAGCAUGACCUCCAGGGGUUAAAGGUCAAGUACAAAAGACUUCCAGUCCGUUUUUAUGACGCAGCCAAUAACUGCAUCCUCAAGUCUCCUCCCAAAGGUUUCCUCCCACCUUCCUGCUCCACUGCUGCCACCAAAGCCACUGUGGUCAGACAGCUGUUUAGGAGCCUGAGCCCCCAGCUCAAUGCCCAGACACCGGGGGAGGAGGGGACAGACAGGAAGAGGAGCAGAGGAAGUGUUGCCUCAGGGUCACAACAGGAGGAGUCACCAGGGGUCAAACUUCAGAGGUCAUCCGACAUGCCCCCCCCACCUUUCAGUGGCAACUCUCUGUCCAAUGGCGGCCACCACUUACUGGGCACACUCAGUCCUGACUCAGCACAGACCUCAAAACAGGAAGUGUCUGGAAGGCGGGGCAAAGGUGUGAGGGGUGGAGUGUCUAAGAAGACUCCUUCUAUGAAAGCUGGUCGGCCAGGGAAGGUGAGAUGGGGGAGGAGGGAGAAGAAGCGAGCCCGGAGAGGAGUGCCCCGGCGGGCUGUGGACAGUAGGAGAACCCCUGCUCCUAAAAGCCCUGUGAAGACCUCGCCGCCUGCUACCAGAACUACCCAGCACACGGCCUCGUCUUCAUACCGCCCUGCUUCCAUCACCCCCACUAACUCCCGCAGUCUGAGGACACGGAAGCUGCGAGGCUGUCCCUGCUGUAAAAGCUGAAGACAAAGCAACGUCUGCAUCAGACAGCAGAUACACCGUGACAGACUUCAAUGGUAAUGGGUGUGAGAGGUCUCUGCCUGGUCUCUGCCUGGUCUCUGCCUGGUCUCUGCCUGGUCUCUGCCUGGUCUCUG